This is a messenger RNA of Cornus florida, 2459 nucleotides long. RefSeq lists its product as uncharacterized. Bases 8 to 1789 code for a protein of 593 amino acids. NCBI's taxonomy places the organism in Eukaryota, Viridiplantae, Streptophyta, Magnoliopsida, Cornales, Cornaceae. The record is from RefSeq and is a predicted model, not a curated record. Gene Ontology annotation, molecular function: catalytic activity. The transcript has 3 exons.
GUGUUUUAUGUUUGGAUAUUUUUAUUUAUACACACACUUACAUCGUAUAUUUAUGCAAUACAUAUCUCUUCAUCUUCGUAAUAAAUCGCAAACCCAACAAACCCUGUGUAUGAAUCUCUUACUUUGUUGGCAGAGCUGUUUUAGUCCCAGUUAUGGCAAUUACUGGAGCUUGAGGUCUAGGAGAAGAUCAAGGCUUCGUAUUUCCCAGGAAAGAAGAGUUGCAGAGCCAGGGAAGAAGCAAGAUAAGAAAAGCCUCACAGGAAAAACAAGGAAUAUCAUAGAGGAUAAUCUUAUCAUUUCUAAUUCUAAGAAAUCUAGUCUAGACAUCCCCCCUCCACUAGUUAGUGCAUUAAAAGCUUCAGCAGAACAAGAUGCUGCCAGCUUUCACUUCCCUGGGCAUAACAGAGGGCGAGCUGCUCCAUCAUCAUUGACUCAGCUCAUUGGUAUGAGACCAUUUAUUCAUGAUUUACCUGAGCUUCCAGAACUAGACAACCUCUUUUCUCCAGAAGGGCCCAUUCUAGAUGCACAAAAACAAGCAGCCAAACUAUUUGGAGCAUCAGAGACAUGGUUUCUUGUUGGGGGUACUACUUGUGGAAUCCAAUCGGCAGUUAUGGCCACUUGUUCUCCGGGAGACAUUCUAAUUCUCCCUCGGAAUUCCCACAUAUCAGCUAUAUCUGCUAUGGUAUUGUCUGGGGUACUACCAAAGUACAUCAUUCCUGAGUAUUAUUUUGACUGGGACAUUGCUGGUGGGGUCACUCUUGUGCAGGCAAAGAAAGCAAUCAAGGAAUUGGAAAUGGAAGGUCGAAAAGCAGCUGCAGUUUUUGUCACUUCCCCUACUUACCAUGGCAUAUGUAGCAACUUGAGCGAGAUCACCAAGCUGUGUCAUUCUUACAAUAUUCCUGUGAUUGUUGAUGAGGCUCAUGGUGCGCACUUAGGAUUUCAUCCCAACAUGCCUUAUUCAGCUCUCCAGCAAGGUGCUGAUCUUGCUGUGCAGUCUACUCACAAAGUGUUGUGCUCUCUUACACAGUCAUCAAUGUUACACGUGUCGGGAAAUCUUGUAGAUAGAGAGAGGAUUUGCAGAUGCCUUCAAACCCUUCAAAGCACUAGCCCAAGUUAUCUGCUGUUAGCAUCAUUAGAUGCCGCUAGGGCUCAACUAAGUGAAAACCCCGGAACAAUUUUCAACAAAGCAAUGGAAUUGGUUGUUGAAAUGAAAAUUCUGAUCAAUAAAAUACCAGGUAUUUCUGUCCUCAAUUUUCCAAGCUCCUCUAGCUUUCCUUCCAUUGAUCCCUUGCGAAUUUCUAUCGGAGUGUGGCAGCUUGGUCUUACUGGAUAUGAAGCAGAUGAUAUUUUAAGUGAGGAUUAUGGGGUGAUUUCCGAACUUGUAGGAACCCGAUCUAUAACCUUUGCAAUUAAUCUAGGGACUUGUAGAGAGCAUGUGCUGAGACUAGUGUCGGGAUUGAAGCAUUUAUCAGCAAGUUUCUCACUAAAUCAGGGCAUGAAUCACAGAUUGGAUGAUGUUGAGUGUUCACCCUUUGAUGAUAUCAACAUGAGCUUGAGCCCAAGAGAAGCCUUCUUUGCAAGUAAAAGAAAAGUGAGCUUUAAAGACAGCCUUGGUGAAAUAUGUGGGGAGCUUAUAUGUCCAUACCCACCAGGGAUUCCUGUACUGAUCCCGGGCGAGGUCAUCACAAAGAGAGCACUGAAUUAUCUAUUGCAGCUUAGACGCAGAGGUAUUGUAAUUAGUGGAGUUGCAGAUCCUCUUCUAUCUUCCAUAGUUGUCUGCAAUACUUGAGUUGCUGAUCCUCUUCUAUGAUCUUCCAUAGGUGUACCUAAUUCUACCCAGAAUGUGACUUCAUCAGUGAAAUUGGGCAAUCCUACUAACAAGUUUAUUAAGUUAACCAUGUACUAGUAACUGAAUGAGGUUGGCCUUGGCGCAGCGGUAAGGUUGCUCUUUUGUGACAUGAAGGUUAUGGAUUUGGAUCACGGAAACAGUCCCUUCGACAUCUGCCAUUUUAAAAGACUUGCGCCAUGCAUUUGGUAAGUUAGAACCCCGAGAAAGUUUGUCAAAUCUCGGGGAAUAUAGAGAGGAAGGAGAGAAAUGUAUUGUUUGUAUUAUUUCUUCGAAAAAAAAAUGCGAAGAGAGAAGGCAAGAGGUAGAGGAAACCAAAACAUAUUGAGGGGGGUGGGUUAUGAUAAUAUUGUUAGUAUGAAAAGAUACAAGAAAAUGUGAUUUGAUUAACGUUAUGAUUUCCUGGAAAAAUAGAAUUCAUGUAAGUGCUUGUGGUUGGGAAAUGACUUUGUUAUGGGUUUUGUUGUAUGCUGAGGAUUUUUAAAUAUUCUUAGAACUUAUAGCAAAUUUAAAUAUAUUUACGAUUUAUUUUUGGGGUGUAAUAUUGGCGAUUCACUAUUUAAUAAAUGUCCUAUAUUUUUUAGUAAAAUGACAUCAUUGUGUUGGUCUUUUC